Entamoeba dispar SAW760 is the source of this 618-nucleotide messenger RNA. RefSeq lists its product as uncharacterized. Bases 1 to 618 code for a protein of 205 amino acids. The transcript has a single exon. The record is from RefSeq and is a predicted model, not a curated record. NCBI's taxonomy places the organism in Eukaryota, Evosea, Mastigamoebida, Endamoebidae.
AUGAGUACGAUAUUUACAAGUGAAGAGAGAAAACAAAAUUGUUUAUCACAACUAGAAAAAUAUAAUGGAAUUGAUGAUGAAUGUUUUGAAGGAAGUAAUGAUCUUGUUGAGAUUGAUAUACCAACAACUAUUGAGUGGAUAGGAGAGAAUUGUUUUAAAGAAUGUACAAGACUAACAUCAAUUAAUAUACCAACAACAGUUACUGAAAUAGGAAAUGGAAGUUUUAAAGGAUGUUCAUCAUUAGUGACAAUUAAUAUACCAUCAUCAAUUAAUAAAAUAAAGUAUGAAUGUUUUCGUGAAUGUACAUCACUUGUGUAUAUUAAAUUCCCAACAUCAAUUACAUCAAUAGGAAAUGAAUGUUUUAAGAACUGUUACAACCUAAAGAAAAUUAAUAUACCUACUUCAAUUAAAGAACUUGGAAAUAAUUGUUUUAGUGAAUGUUCAUCAUUAAGAAGUAUUGAAAUACCAACAUCUAUUAGCAUAUUACCAAUUAAUUGUUUUAAUGGAUGUAAAUCAUUAAGGAACAUUGAAAUACCAACAUCAAUUAGUGUAAUACCUAUCAAUUGUUUUUGUGGAUGUACAUCUUUAACAUCAAUCACUUUACCAUCCAUCAAUUAA